Messenger RNA from Mesoplodon densirostris (Blainville's beaked whale), 1143 nucleotides. Its product is annotated as ubiquitin-like modifier-activating enzyme 5. The transcript has a single exon. Gene Ontology annotation, biological process: protein ufmylation. Lineage: Eukaryota; Metazoa; Chordata; Mammalia; Artiodactyla; Ziphiidae. Gene Ontology annotation, cellular component: cytosol; cytoplasm. Gene Ontology annotation, molecular function: UFM1 activating enzyme activity. Bases 32 to 1063 code for a protein of 343 amino acids. The record is from RefSeq and is a predicted model, not a curated record.
CCCUUACAGCCUCCUGAUGGCAUUGAAAUGAAUGGGAAUUGUAAGUGACUAUGAGAAAAUCCGUGCCUUUGCUGUAGCAAUAGUAGGUGUUGGUGGAGUUGGCAGUGUGACUGCUGAAAUGCUGACAAGAUGUGGCAUUGGUAAGUUGCUACUCUUUGACUAUGACAAGGUGGAACUGGCCAAUAUAAAUAGACUUUUCUUCCAGCCUCAUCAAGCAGGAUUAAGUAAAGUUCAAGCAGCAGAACAUACUUUGAGGAACAUUAAUCCUGAUGUUCUUUUUGAAGUACACAACUACAGUAUAACAACAGUAGAAAGCUUUGAAUGUUUCAUGAAUAGAAUAAGUAAUGGUGGAUUAGAAGAAGGAAAACCUGUUGACCUAGUUCUUAGCUGUGUGGACAAUUUUGAAGCUCGAAUGACAAUAAAUACAGCUUGUAAUGAGCUUGGACAAACAUGGAUGGAGUCUGGGGUCAGUGAAAAUGCAGUUUCAGGGCAUAUACAGCUCAUAAUUCCUGGAGAAUCUGCUUGUUUUGCGUGUGCUCCACUGCUUGUAGUUGCUGCAAAUAUUGAUGAGAAGACUCUGAAACGAGAAGGUGUUUGUGCAGCCAGUCUUCCUACCACUAUGGGAGUGGUUGCUGGGAUCUUGGUACAAAAUGUGUUAAAGUUUCUGUUAAAUUUUGGUACUGUUAGUUUUUACCUUGGAUACAAUGCAAUGCAGGAUUUUUUCCCUACUAUGUCCAUGAAGCCAAAUCCUCAGUGUGAUGACAGAAAUUGUAUUAAGCAACAGGAAGAAUAUAAGAAAAAGGUAGCAGCACUGCCCACACAGAAGGUUGUUCAAGAAGAGGAAGAGAUAAUACAUGACAACAAUGUGUGGGGUAUUGAGUUGGUACCUGAGGUUUCAGAAGAGGAACUGAAAAGUUCUUCAGGUCCAAUUCCUGACUUACCUGAAGGAAUUACAGUGGUAUAUAGAGUUCCCCCAAAGCAAGAAGAUUCUGUACCUGAAGUAACAGUGGAAGAUUCUGGUGAAAGCUUGGAAGACCUCAUGGCCAAGAUGAAGAACAUGUAAAUAAUGGACUGGCCUGUAUUUUAUUUCCUGUGUCUAAACCUGUUCCCUAGCAAUUAAAAAGAAAAUCAUUUAAAACUUAG